UCAACCACACCUGAAAGACUUAAUAUCUGUAACAAAGUAUUUAGUAGCAAAGUAGUAUGGAAGUAAUGGUAAUAGUGGCAAAAGUAACAGUAGCAGUUUUGUAGCAAUGGUGACAGUAGCAGUAACGAAAGUAACGGAGCAAGGAUCAAUAUUAAACUAACUCAUAGGCAAUGGAUCGGUAAUGAUAGGUGUCGGAUAAUAAAUCAUAUCAACAGUGGUUUAAUUCAUAAUUGGCUUAAACAUUAAUGCAACUUACUAAGAACAAUUCUUUUGAUGAAAACCACCGCGCAGGGAGUUCCGUACCCUUCGCGCGUUGAAUUUUGUGGAGAUUCUUACUCAUCACGAAGAAGGGAAUGGACUGAUGUAAGAAUUGUGAGAAGACUGCAAGGAUCGCGUCACCAAGAGAGGCUUGCUGCUCGUAAUCAUUUCAGAGCGAUGCGUGAUAGUCAGCGAGCGGGCGGAAGCAAGCCUACCCCCCUAUUCAGGCUUGCAAUGGAUAACCUAAGGGAUGCGGAGCUUGUAGAGGAGUGUAUCAGGGAUUGUGAUACUCCAGAAUAUCUUACUUGUCCAUUGUUGGGCGAGCUUAUGAUUGACCCGGUGACAAUUGCCACGGGGAAGACAUUUGACCGACAGUACCUCAAGGAUUGGUUUGAGAAGAACGGGCAUAUCUGUCCUGUGACCGGCCAGCCUGUUUCAGGUGCCAUUGUCCGAAACGAGCGUAUCCGAAGGUAUUUGUACGAGUGGGAGCGGAUCACCAAGGUCUCAAAAGAACAUGAAGUGAACUCACGUAGUAGUAGGAAUGACAGUAUAGUUCGUCAUAUUUCACUGCCUGUAUAUAUAUAUGUCUUGUGUGCUUCCCGAAUUACACUGCUGCUACUUUUUAUCUUUUACUGGAAAUAUAAACAGAUCAUUACAGUCUCUUGUGCCUAA
Messenger RNA from Triticum aestivum (bread wheat), 930 nucleotides. Its product is annotated as U-box domain-containing protein 9-like. Gene Ontology annotation, molecular function: ubiquitin protein ligase activity. Gene Ontology annotation, biological process: protein ubiquitination. The record is from RefSeq and is a predicted model, not a curated record. The transcript has 3 exons. Lineage: Eukaryota; Viridiplantae; Streptophyta; Magnoliopsida; Poales; Poaceae. Bases 274 to 930 code for a protein of 218 amino acids.